Molossus molossus (Pallas's mastiff bat) is the source of this 2389-nucleotide messenger RNA. It is a transcript of the gene ZIC5, whose product is annotated as Zic family member 5. Lineage: Eukaryota; Metazoa; Chordata; Mammalia; Chiroptera; Molossidae. The record is from RefSeq and is a predicted model, not a curated record. Gene Ontology annotation, molecular function: DNA-binding transcription factor activity, RNA polymerase II-specific; RNA polymerase II cis-regulatory region sequence-specific DNA binding. Gene Ontology annotation, cellular component: nucleus. The transcript is spliced from 2 exons. The coding region runs from base 233 to 2218 and encodes 661 amino acids. Gene Ontology annotation, biological process: central nervous system development; regulation of transcription by RNA polymerase II.
GGGCGGAUCCCCGCUGGGCCAAGGGUCUGAAAGGGAGCCAAUCGGGCAGCCGCGGCUGCUGCCAAUCACGCGGCUCUCUCCAAUCCCACCCGUGCCAUUUCCAAAAUCUCGGUCCCACUGUGCAGCUGAAAUGUGGUGUUCACUCUGCCAAUCGCUGGAGGACAGAGUGGGAACAGGAAUAAGCAGAGUUAGGAGGCCAGGACAAAGAAGUUAAAGAGCCCCUUAUAUAUACAUGUUUUUGGAGGCGGGCAGAAGGGGGAAAAAAGUCCCCUCAGUGAGGGUCUAUGUGUCUGAUUGUGUGGUUCUGAUGGAGCCCCCUUUGAACAAGAGGAACCCGCCAGCGCUGAGAUUAGCGGAUUUGGCAACGGCUCAGGCCAGGCCUCUUCAGAAUAUGUCAGGCUUCCCAGAGCUGGCCAGCCCGCCCGCCCACUCCCAACUUCGCGCCAUAGCCACGCAUCUCCGCCCUCGGGACCUGGGCGCUGACCUCGGCGUGGCCAUCAUUCCGCUCGGACCCGAGCACAUGGCCCAGGCGAGCGCACUCCGCCUCAGCCCUCCCUCCCAGGCGCUCCCGGCACAGCCUGAGGCUCCCGCAGUCGCCGCCCGCGCUGCAGCCUCAGUCGCACACCCCGGAGCCGGCACCUAUCCUGGCGGCGGGGGCAGCAGCAGCGUGCUGCCCUCCGCGCCACCGCCCCCAGCCCCUCCUCUUCCUCCCUCCCCUUCACCCCCUUCCCCUCCCCCUCCUCCUCCUCCUCCUGCCCUCUCGGGCUACACCACCACCAACAGUGGCGGCGGCGGCAGCAGCGGCAAAGGCCACAGCAGGGACUUCGUCCUCCGGAGGGACCUUUCCGCCACGGCCCCCGCGGCGGCCAUGCACGGGGCCCCGCUCGGAGGGGAGCAGCGGUCUGGCACCGGCUCCCCCCAGCACCCGGCCCCGCCUCCCCAUUCGGCCGGCAUGUUCAUCUCUGCCAGCGGCACCUACGCGGGCCCGGACGGCAGCGGUAGUGGGGGUCCGGCGCUCUUCCCUGCGCUGCACGACAUGCCGGGAACCCCCGGCGGCCACCCUCACCCGCUCAACGGCCAGAUGCGCCUGGGGUUGGCGGCAGCGGCGGCUGCCGCGGCAGCUGAGUUGUACGGUCGCGCCGAGCCGCCCUUCGCGCCUCGCUCGGGCGAAGCGCACUACGGGGCGGUGGCGGCCGCUGCAGCUGCCGCCCUGCACAGCUACGGAGCCGUGAACUUAAACCUGAACCUGGCGGCGGCGGCGGCUGCUGCUGCAGCAGCUGGGCCCGGACCCCACCUGCAGCACCACGCGCCGCCCCCGGCGCCGCCACCGCCGCCCGCGCCCGCGCAGCACCCGCACCAGCACCACCCCCACCUUCCAGGGGCGGCUGGGGCCUUCCUGCGCUACAUGCGGCAGCCAAUCAAGCAGGAGCUCAUCUGCAAGUGGAUCGACCCGGAGGAGCUGGCCCGGCCGCCGCCGCCGCAGCCGCCACCGCCCCCGGCCGGCGGCGCCAAGCCCUGCUCCAAAACUUUCGGCACCAUGCACGAGCUAGUGAACCACGUCACGGUGGAGCACGUGGGCGGCCCCGAGCAAAGCAGCCACAUCUGCUUCUGGGAGGACUGUCCGCGCGAGGGCAAGCCCUUUAAGGCCAAAUACAAGCUCAUCAACCACAUCCGCGUGCACACGGGCGAGAAGCCCUUUCCCUGCCCAUUCCCGGGCUGUGGCAAGGUCUUCGCUCGCUCCGAGAACCUCAAAAUCCACAAGCGCACUCAUACAGGGGAAAAGCCUUUCAAAUGUGAAUUUGAUGGCUGUGACAGGAAGUUUGCCAACAGCAGUGAUAGAAAGAAACAUUCCCAUGUCCACACCAGCGACAAGCCCUACUACUGCAAGAUUCGAGGCUGUGACAAAUCUUACACUCACCCGAGCUCUCUGAGGAAACACAUGAAGAUUCAUUGCAAGUCCCCACCUCCUUCUCCAGGAGCCCUCGGUUAUUCAUCAGUGGGGACUCCAGUAGGUGCCCCCUUGUCCCCUGUGCUGGAUCCAACCAAGAGUCGCUCUGGUACUCUAUCCCCUCAGGUGACCAACCUCAAUGAGUGGUACGUUUGCCAGGCCAGUGGGGCCCCCAGCCACCUCCACACACCUUCCAGCAAUGGAACCACUUCUGAGUCUGAAGAUGAGGAGAUGUAUGGGAACUCUGAAGUUGUGCGGACGAUACAUUAGAAUUUAUUAAUAAUAAGUAAAAUAAUAAGUGGGAGUCCUUGGACCAUAUCCUAACCUGAGACAAUGCCGAGCCUGAGAAUAUCUAUGACUCAGACUUGCCACCAGGUCUAAUUAGCCCUAUUUAUUUAGUAUGAAACCCUAUGGUGUUUGUACAUUUAAUUAAUUUAAUUA